Molecule: messenger RNA, 1124 nt
Organism: Saitoella complicata NRRL Y-17804
Lineage: Eukaryota; Fungi; Ascomycota; Saitoellomycetes; Saitoellales; Saitoellaceae
Exons: 3
Coding region: 102-1124 (340 amino acids)
Biological process (GO): protein N-linked glycosylation
Cellular component (GO): Golgi membrane
Molecular function (GO): glycosyltransferase activity
Source: RefSeq, a predicted model, not a curated record
CACCCGCGAACCAACAACAGCUGUUGCAGCCCUGAUCAGCCAAACUCACCGACAUUCUUUUGCUCUCCUAGAUACGAAUUCAGCAGGCUCUCAUCAUUUCAAUGGCCGGUCUCGACAGCGCCUGGAAGCCCAAGGCGGGCUUUAACGCGUACGAUUCAUCUUCCAACUUCAAUUUGCGCUUAAUAUCCCACCGCGUCCGAUCCUGGCUUAACGGAGCCCUUUGGCGACGCAUUGUUGUGCUAGUUCUUGUGCUUUACGCGAUCUUGUCGCUCUUUUCACCACUCCAGGUCGUGCCGCGAUUUUCCAAGGCGAAGGUCGUUAUUAUCUUGGCCUCGAACCAGGGUGGGGGAGUUUUCAACCCAAAGGGGGCCGGUGAAUGGGCGAUCGAGAGGGAUAGUAUUGCGAACAAGAGGGCUUAUGCGAAGAAGUGGGGUUAUGAGUUGGCUGUUAAGGAUCUUUCGCAGAAGAAGCGUUAUGCUCACGAAUGGCGAGAAUCUUGGGAGAAAGCGGAUAUUAUCAGGGAAACUAUGCGCCAAUACCCGAAGGCUGAGUGGUUCUGGUGGCUUGAUCUCCACACCUACAUCAUGGAGCCCACCAAGUCGAUUGAACAGCAUAUCCUGAACAAGGGCAUCAGCCAGCACCUCUACCGCAACAUCUCCACUUUCAACCCACUUGGUCUGCCCGUGGACAUUCCGAACGUUGACAACUCUCAUCCUGUCGACCUCAUCCUCUCCCAAGACUGCGGUGGCUUCAACCUCGGUUCUUUCUUCAUCCGUCGCAGCGCCUGGAGUGAACGUCUCCUCGACGUUUGGUGGGAUCCAGUCUUCUACGAGCAGAAGCACAUGGAGUGGGACCACAAGGAGCAGGACGCAUUGGAGUACAUGUACACCAACCAGGCGUGGUUGAGAAGCGGUGUCGGAUUCAUUCCGCAAAGAAUGCUCAACUCUUUCCCGCCCGGUGCGUGUUCGGAGCAGGCUGAUGACCCGAGGUACUUUUACAGCGAGCAAGAUCGUGAUUUCGUGGUGAACAUGGCAGGAUGUGAAUGGGGACGUGAUUGUGCUAGUGAGAUGAUGCAUUACAAGAGAAUUUCCGAGAAGUUGAAUUCUGGAAGGUGGAGGAACUAG